Messenger RNA from Acanthoscelides obtectus, 4082 nucleotides. The record is from the annotation of a GenBank genome assembly. NCBI's taxonomy places the organism in Eukaryota, Metazoa, Arthropoda, Insecta, Coleoptera, Chrysomelidae.
ACGAUACGGGCCUUAGAGACCAAAAAGCGACAAUGGAAGAAUAUCUUCCCUAACUUGCUAUUAAUAGAUGGCACUUCUUUUUUCAGAUACUAAGAUGACCUUCAUCAAUGUAACUAGUAAUUCGACCAUGCUGACCAAUGACACCUGGUACAACGAGACCUACGUUUUGGAGGACCCGUUCUACGAAAGAAUGGAAGAAAUGUGCAUCAACUUCUUACUGAUCUGCUGUGCAUUGGCAAUGUGCCUCAACAUAAUCGUUGUAAUCAGCAUACAUUGGAUCAGGACUCCUCUCAAACCCAACCUAAAAAUCAGUUUGAGCUUGGCCAUUGCAGACGCUAUCAGCUCCAGUAUGACAGGUGUUCUAUUAUUCGCCGAGAAAGUCGAUGCGAUUGAAGAGAUGGGCAUGCUGCCAUGCAUUGUAGAGCUGAUAAGACUGACAGGCAUUGUUAUCACAGUGCUGCAUUUACUUGCUCUGAGUCUAAAUCACUAUAUAGGCAUACUGAAACCUUUGCACUACAACGUGAUAGUAACCAAACGCAAAGUAACUACUGUGAUCGGUUUCCUGUGGCUGUUACCGCUUCUCUUGGUGUUCAUCCUAUCAACUGUAGAGAACCACGGUCUACUGUUGAAAAACAUCAUCAACAAUACUUGCAACGAAGAGAUCUUCACAACUUUCAUUUCGAGACUCAGCUACAGCAUGCUCUUCUUCCUACCAAUCGUUUUGAUGAUUUUCUGCUAUGGACACAUCUUGGUAGCCGUGAGAAAACAACAGAAAAAAUGGAAGAAGCUGUCAAGGUUAGGAAGUACAAAGAGCAAAGGAAAGGUUAAAAGCGGCAAUUCUAAGGUAGACAAAGAGCAAGCUCGACUGCAAGGCAACAUAAAAGCAAUCAACACGACCCUGCUCAUCCUAGGCAGCUGUUUUGUGGGCUGGCUGCCUGGACUGAUGUUCUUCAUCAUGCUUUGCACAGACUGUCCGAUCAACGGCGAUGCCCUUAAGACGCUUAACAAGGAUUACAAGUACGAAGUGAUAAUUGCACGACUUGUGGAGAAUAUGCUAAUUAUUUUGAAGAUGUUCGCUAAUCCCAUAAUUUACACCAUCAGGAUUAAGGAGAUUAAACAUAGCACAGGUCGAAUGUACUUGACGUUCCUGCAUACAUUAUGUCGGACGAAGGCACAAGAGAAUACCUAUGAGCUUGCCUCCCAAUCAUCAAGAAAACACACUGUUCGUAUGAACUCUUUCAGGACCAGUGCCACAGAGUCGCAAGUUCUAUGACGCCACAUCGAAAAUACGUUUUUGUAAAAUAAAUUUGUUUAUAGUUCCUCAAGCAAAGAGUGUAUAUAACCUUCUGUCUUUGCAUAUUGUAGUAUUAGCGAUUGGUUCUAAGAAAUCGGCAAUGUGUAUAGAGACAACCGGUCAUAAAAAGUGACAUUUCAAUUCGUUGAAUUUCAAGUUACUACUGGAGAUACCAAAGAUUCGGAAUGCAAAGCAAUGCCACGAAAAUGGGUAUAUAAUAUAGUAUGCAAUUUGGUACUUAAAGUAUUGAACUGAUAUCAAGAUUUUUUAUUGAUAAAAGCUCCGGCGAGAUCUGUAGAGUAGUAUUACUAAGAUGGUAUAAAGGGGGGUAUACUUGGCAGCCGUCUAGGUUUCGAGGGAGAUUCGAAAAUUUACCGUGAUUAAUCUGUUUGUAGAAAACGAUAAGAUGUGUGUUAUACAGGGUGCGGCAGAGAGGAUGGACGGUUUUAAAAAAAUCAUAAUAGUUAAUUUUUACUCGAAAACAAAUUUAUUGAUGGAAUCAGGUUCACAAGGAAAUAGCAUUUGAGACAGUCAAGUGUGGAAAAUCACAUCAGGCAUGUGGUGGCCGAAAUCGUUGAUGCAGUGCUGGAGGCGUUUUUGGAAGUUCGCGUAGACUCUCUCCAACAUCGCUCUCUCAACUUGGAACACGUCGCCGUCGUAAUUCAGGGAGAAAGAAGUUGGUGAUCAUGUCGACGUAGCGCUUUGAGUUCACGGUAACAUCACGGCCAUUACCGUCUUCGAAGAAGUAAGGGCCAAUGAUGCAAGUUUGCGAUACAGCUCACAAAACCGUUACUUUUGGACUGUGCAGCCGUCUUUCGUGUAACUGUUGCGGAUUUUCAUUAGCCCAAUAACGACAAUUCUGCUGGUUAACCAUGCUGUUUAGGUGAAAGUGGGCUUCGUCACUCAUAGGCGAAAACGCGGUGCUCCACCGUCCAAGGGUCCAUAACCACAACUGGUAAAAUAAUGCUAGGCUCUCACGACUCAAACGGCACGCUCCCCACCUCUCUCGUGGACGGAGGCGGAGAGUACUACCCAUCCCAAAAACGUCCGUCAUCUCUGGCGCACCCUGUAUAAAAUCGUGACUGUUGACACAUUAAUAGUUUUGAGCAAAACUGAUCAUCCAAUUCGCCUCGCGUACCAUUAGAAUAAAAAACAAUACAACUCACCAUAUGACAACGCAUAAGAAACCUGACUGACGAAAAGCCUGACAGAUUAUUUUCUUGACUUCUUUGACUUUCCUCGACGCUUGUCUCCUCCUCCUCCAUUGUUUAAAAUUAACAAUGCGGACGAGUAUACCCCUUAGUGUUGCCAAAAGAAAAUGCUGUUUUAUCAAAGAAUAUUCAAGACAUAUACCUAUACUGAAAUAUCAUAGUAAUGAUGAAGUGAUUUUGAACUACGAUGCUAAAGUGAUCUUUAUACAGGGUGUUUUUAAAGUUGGGACCUCUAUUUAGACAGCGUAUAGUUCAUGUAACAGUACGCAAAAUUUCCUAGUAACACACAUACAGCAAAGCCUUAAAUAUUAAAUUCCGAAAAAAUGUGAAUCUGCUAAACCGUCACUGCAUUCAGCUUGAAAAAGUCCGACGUGCGUUGGAAUCCAAAACUCGCGCCGCUCGGUGUGUAGGUUAACUAAGAUGUUACUUUCUAAAUCAGAUUAAGAAAAACGAAAUUCGAACAUUCCUAAAGCAAUAGCGAAGUUGCCGAUUGGACGUUUGUUUAGGGCGAGUGUCUUCGAAAUGCUCUGAUACUUCGCGAGUUGCGUAGGUUUAUUUAUAUCGUAGAAAAGCUAUUUGUAGCGAAAUUAGGGUGGACACAGUAGAAGAUCUAGACACCUCGAUGUCACAAAUUGAGGAUGAAGUCAACAAAAUUGAUGUUUUUAGAUCAAAAGGCGACUCCCUCAGAUAGUAUUUACGAGCAAUAUGUGACAGUAUGGUAUUUGAAAUUUCUUAUCAAAUGAAUGAGUACUUUUCUUCAAUUGCCUUUUUACGUUUUCGCUGUUGUCAUCACACACACUAACUACUGCAAACGUAACUGAUUCUGAAACGAAAAGUCACAACUCCCCGAACAACCUAUAUAAUAAUGUAACAAGAUUAGGAAACGUAGUCUUAAAUAAAUUGCAUACCUUUUUGGGAUCUUUUAGAGAAAUAAAUGAUUUGAAAUUAACCUUUAUACAAACUUUUGAAUAUAUUUUUGCUGAAAGAAACGUCCUCAACUACACCCCAUUUUACCUGAAUAAGGUAAGCACUGUAAAUGUGAUAUAUUGUAACAGUAUUAGAAGUUUAUGUUCUACCAGGCAAGCAUUGUAAGACCAUAAUGGAAACAGUAUUUCUAAUAAAUUAAUUUACUUUUUAAAUAUGAAGGUUGACUAUGGUUGCCUGUAUUUUGUUGUUUAUUUGUAAAUAAAUGUUUGUUGUAUAUAAACAUAUUAAUCUAGUCAUACUUGUAAUUGAACGGAUCUGUUUUGGCAGACCAAAGGGGAACUAACGCGCAUACAAAUGUUGAAGUCUGGUAGCAACUGCAUAUAAAAAGUUCAGGCAAUCGCCAUUUACUGAUGUCUCAAUUCAAUCUUAUUUGCUGAUUCACUUUCUUAAAUUGUACACUAUUGUCAAUAAAAUCUGCACUUCGCGAUGUUUCAGUUGAUCGGUAACCAUCGCAACUUCAAUAUCGUCGGUACAACUUUCCCUUAACAUACUUACUUUUAACUGAAUUAAUGCAGUUGUCAAUCGAACUUCAAAAAGUUUUUAUUAAAAUAUAUGUGAUAUGAUCUUAUUUGUACUGUAUGGAAAAGAUG